This is a messenger RNA of Chiloscyllium plagiosum (whitespotted bambooshark), 5874 nucleotides long. RefSeq names its product regulator of G protein signaling 12b (gene rgs12b). Gene Ontology annotation, biological process: signal transduction; regulation of G protein-coupled receptor signaling pathway. Gene Ontology annotation, cellular component: plasma membrane; nucleus; cytoplasm. The record is from RefSeq and is a predicted model, not a curated record. NCBI's taxonomy places the organism in Eukaryota, Metazoa, Chordata, Chondrichthyes, Orectolobiformes, Hemiscylliidae. Gene Ontology annotation, molecular function: GTPase activator activity; protein binding.
UAGCGGAAAAAUCCGCUCCAUCGUGUUUUAAUGAAGUGUUUCCAUCUUCUCACUUAAUAUUUUCAACUGCGCCAAAAGGAAAUACUCAUCUUUUAUUUUUAAGGGGUGGGGUUGGUGUUUUGGAUUUUGUCCGGCCUGAGUGUGUGUGAUGUCUCAAUCUUAUCUUUUAGCGCCGUAAAACAACGGCUGAAAACCAAACAGUGUAUUAGGUACUUUUUUUUAAUCGAUCUACAUUUGAAGCCUUUAAACCGGGCCCAAGCGUUUGUAAUCCAGGUAUCCCAUCAAUCAAACAAAGUGUUUUUAUUGGGAUUUUGAGAGAUAUUUAAAGACACAGCUACAAUGAACUUUUUACUGAAGCACUUGGCCAGUUGGUUCCUGGCCAUCCCAGUGCCAUUUCAAGUUUACUAUUAUGCAUUGUAGGAAUAUAAACAAUGCAGAGGCAAGCUGAUCAAUUGAAGCGCCAUUCAAACACCAAUCCUUCCCUCCGGAUCAGGAAUGUGGAUAUCGCCAGGGGAAGAACUGGAUAUGGAUUCACACUUUCUGGCCAAGCUCCCUGUGUCCUUAGCUGCAUUCUGAAAGGAAGCCCAGCACAUUACGUUGGGCUUCGCUCUGGUGAUCGCAUACUUAAUGUUAAUGACAUUAAUGUCUCUAAAGCCUCUCAUGAAGAUGUUGUAAAAUUGAUAGGACAAUGCACAGGCGUACUACGCCUUGUCAUUGCUGAGGGUAGUAACCACUCUGAUACAGGUUCUAGUGAUGAGGAAGUUUAUUUCAAUGAAGGCAAAGCAGCUUGGAUGAACAGUAAACCAAAGUCAAAAUUACUGGGUCUAAACAGAGCUGAAAAAGUAGUUGCUGAUGUCCAGUCAGGUGGCAUAUUUAAGAUGCUUUUUGACAAUUCCAAUAAUUCUGCCAAAUGUGGGAAGACCUGUAUACAGCAACAAGGACAAAUGACUGAAAAAGCCAAUGGAUUUCCAAGCAGAUCUAGAAGUGCAAAAACAAACCACAAUUCACUUUCUGAGGAAGAAGUUAUGAAGGUGUUGAAUGAUGACUCUGUUUUUGUCAAUGGCCUUGAAAACCAAGAUGGAUUCAUUUUAGAUGCUAGCAUUUUGAAUGUUGGGAUGGUUGUAGGCUACUUGGGUUCCAUUGAAUUGCCUUCAACAAGUUCAAAUCUGGAAAAUGAUAGCUUACAGGCUAUCCGUGGCUGCAUGCGACGUCUGCGUGCUGAGCAGAAGAUUCAUUCCCUUGUCCUAAUGAAGAUAAUGCAUGACUGCAUUAAGUUAUUCAAUGACAAAAAUAUUGUUCUAGCUGUGUAUCCUGCAGAAAAAUUGGCCUUCAGUGCUGUGUGCCCAGAUGAUCGAAGAUUCUUUGGAUUGGUGACCAUGCAAAUGUCUGAUGACCAAAGCCUUGCUAGUGAAAAUGAUGGUGGGCUGAGGACUUCAUGUCAUGUCUUCAUGGUAGAUCCAGAUCUCUGUCAGCAUAAAAUUCACCAGGGUAUUGCUAGGCGAUUUAGUAUUGAAUGCACUCCGGACUAUGGUGGCUGCUUGGAGUUUCCCCCUUCCUCUCAGCCUGUUCUUCAGUUUGUAUCUGUGUUGUACAAGGACAUGGGGGAGUCAUUUGAAAAUGUGCGUGCAAGAGCUUUUCUUGAUGGGGACCUGUCUGAUGGUCAGCAGAACAAUAGUACUGGCAGUAACAGUGAUAGUGGAAUUGGAUGCUAUAGUCAGGAGGAAAAGAAUAACAGAGUUUUAGUUGUUGAUCUGGGUACCAACUCAAACAAACAUGCCCCCCAUGUUGCUUGGGGUAAUGUCCAAGCUAAAGGACAGAUGCAAGGUACUUCUCAAUGGAAUGGAAUGGUUACCAUGGAAGGUAAAUUACAUUCUUCCCGACUUUCAGAUUUGGCACAGGCUGAUUGUACUUUGCAUAACGGUAACAGACAUCUUGGUCCUUCUGCUCGACUUGAUGUUCCAGGAACAUCUCCGUGGUCUGUGUUUACUUCAACUAAGAAAUCCGAUACAGUGAACAGUACUCCUUCUGCAACUCCAAGAUGGCUUCCCCUUCACAUUCGUAAGGACUGGCAGUACUGUAGCAGCAGUGAUCAGGAAUCCUAUGCAGAAUCCACAGAUGGACUGUCCAGUGUGAAUUGUAGUACACUGAAGCAGGAUCUUCCCCCUCCAAUGACCAAGAUUCAGACAGAAAAAUAUCGAGUUGGGAGUGGGUUAGGCCAGCCUUUUCGCAUUGUAGCUCAGAAGAAUGAACUGACAAGUAAAUUGUUUGGAAUUGAAAAAAUGUUUGGGAUACAGCAAAGCAACAAGAAAAGCAAAGACAAAAAGGGCACAAAGUUUUCUGGGAAUUCAGUUGGAUUUCAUCAAGCUUUCCAGCGUUCUUCUGUUCGGCGAUCAUAUGGGAGAUCGAAACGUUUCAGUAUAACCCGCUCGUUGGAUGAUUUAGAGAUAGCGGCGGUCUCCGAUGGAGAGUUGAACAGUGCAGACCUCAAGAAUUACAACAGUGAGAACAGCAUAAACAGUAAUGCAAGUCUUCCCAGUGUCCAGAGCUGCAGAAAACACGUGGAACGACAGGUAGCUAGUUGGGCUGUGUGCUUUGAACGUCUCCUACAAGACUCAGUUGGCAUCAGAUACUUCUCGGAGUUCCUUAAGAAAGAAUUCAGUGAAGAAAAUAUUUUAUUCUGGCAGAACUGUGAGUACUUCAGUCAAAUCCCUCAGAAUGACAAGAAACAGCUGUUGUAUAGAGCUCGGGAAAUCUACAACAACUUUUUAUCCAACAAGGCAAAUACUCCUGUCAAUAUUGAUAGCCAGGCACAGUUGGCCGAUGAUAUCAUUAACGCACCACACCCAGAUAUGUUUAAAGAACAGCAACUGCAGAUUUUUAACUUGAUGAAGUUUGACAGCUACACUCGCUUUCUGAAAUCAACACUGUACCAAGAAUGCAUGUUGGCAGAAGUAGAAGGUCGCUCCUUACCUGAUCCUUGUCAGGUACCAUGCAGUCCUGCAUCAAGGCACAGCACCACUUCAGACCAAUCUACUCCUAAUAAAUCCGGUUCAAGGAUUAAAUCAUCCAGAUUGCUACCCAUUGAGCUUGAAGAUGAUAAUAGCAACAAGAAGAGGGGAACAUUUUUCUCGUGGUCACGGAGGAGCUUAGGAAGAACUCAAAAGAGAAAAGAGAAUGGCGAUUCACAUGCUGACCUGUCGGAAAAUAAUGGACUGUCUCAGUGGCGUUGUGAAUCAUUUGGCUCCAUGUCAUCUUCCACUAGCACAGAGGGGAUGGCUUCCGGCUGUCCAAGAAACAACAAACACGAGAAUGUUUCUACAAAAGAAUCUGUGACAGAGAGAGAAAAGCGUUCAAAACACUGCACCGUGAGUCUGCCGGAUGGUUCCUUGCACACAGUUUCAAUCCAAACCGGUGUUUCUAUUAGAGAACUGUUGACAGAGCUUUGUGAGAGGCUGCAAAUUCAGUUAGCUGCUGUAGAUCUCUUUCUGGUUGGAGGUGACAAGCCUCUUGUACUUGAUCAAGAUUGCAACACAUUGAACUCACGAGAGAUUCGAUUAGAAAAGCGUACACUAUUUCGGCUGGAUCUAGUUCCUAUAAAUAGAUCAGUCGGUUUAAAGGCCAAACCCACCAAACCAGUGACAGAAGUGCUACGGCCAGUGGUGGCAAAAUAUGGCUUGAAUCUCAAUGAACUAGUAGCUAGAAUUGAAUCUCACAAGAAAUUGAGGGAUAUGGGGAGAGUGCGGAAUGGGGAAUCAGAAGCUUUAGAUCUUGGCGUUCCUAUCUCUAAUCUCGAUGGACAGCGUGUUGUUCUGGAUGUUGCAGAGCAUGUUCCUGAAAAAGACAGAGAGAAGACUAUAAGAGGGAAAUCAGAUUCUUCCAACAUUAACACAUACCCUGGUGUGAAGGAGGAAGGAAGACUUGAAGAGAAACCCUUUUCGAUAAGAGGAAAUGGAAAAUAUUCCAAAGAUGUGAGGCUUUCAAAAAAAGAUGUAAUGCAAACGACAAACAGAAAGAGACAGCCAAAGCUAAAUAUGGAUGAAGUAGAAGAGUUUUUUGACCUUCUAUCAAAAGCUCAGAGUAAUAGAGUGAAUGACCAGCGUGGGCUUCUGAACAAAGAAGAUCUUGUACUUCCAGAUUUUCUACGCCUCAAGCCACCUGUACUUGAACCUGGCUCCUCGACACCUGCAGUUAGUAAAGGAAAUGGUAGAAAUAGAGAGGAAAGAAGCCAAACUAUGCAAAGAAGUGUGACGUCCACAGAACAGUUUGAUAAAUUAGAGUAUGUGGACUCUGGAGCAGCUAUCUCAUCAGCACUAAACUUCAAUGAGAAUUCUAACAACAUGAAAGCUAAGUCAACAACUCAACACGAUAACAGUCAUCGGCCUGUGUUAAUGCCACCUGAUUAUGUAGAGCCAGCUACUAAGCAGAAAAAUGAUGCACCUUUCCAUGUGCCAGUAUCUCCUAUUCCUCAUGUCAAUGAACAAAGGUGGGAAAAGCGGUCUGAAGUCCGGCAGUCAGAAACUGUGCCACCUUAUGAGGAUGAAAAUGCAUUUGAUCUGACUCUGGUGGCAGAAGGUGACAUCAGUAGUCCAAACAGUACAUUAUUACCGCCCCCACCAACACCACCGUCCACUAUCAGUAAACUGGAGAUAGCUAACUAUACUCCACCACCUCCCUACACAGAUGGUCAGGAGAACUCUUCACACUGUACAUCCACUUCAGGUUCCAUGAAUGAAAGGGGAAAAGUUGCUUGGAAGAAGCCUGCUUGCUUUGGACAGAAUCCGAACACCCCAACAAGUGUAAACAGGACUGCUCUGGCUGCUGGUGCCAACCACUCCCAUGUAACACUUCCUGUAAACAAGAUUAUUGACAUCGAUGGAGUGAAAUCAGAAAAUACUAGGACGGCAACUGAAGAGUCAGAUGGGAACCUGAGUUUUGAAGGCUACAUUUCUGAACUGAAAGGUUGCCAAGGGAGAAUGCGCACUGGAGUUUAUCGGAUGUCAGAGUUGCCAUCACUGAUAACAGCGAAGAGUGACAAGAGUAAGACGUCAGAGAUACAACAUAAGGCUACUUUUGUCUGAAUGUUGAUCAUGCAUUUUCCUUAAGAAGGGUCACAAAAUGUUGGUUUGAAGUAAUAUUUGGAAAAUUGUGAUUCAAGGCAGUGAUUUAUUGCUAAAAAUGAAAUAAUGUGCACAAUUUAGUUAUCCUCAAUCCUGUAUCUUCUGCAUUAGUCAAGCAACAUUGAACAAAGAUUCACUAACUUUAAAAUCCAAAAUUUGGAGAGGUAAGGGGCAAUGAUGUUAAAUUAAUGGCAUCGAUUCUAGAAUUUUAUUCUAGUUGUUAAGAGAAGUGAAGUGUUAGCAUUUUUUUCAGUAGCAACCUGUUUACAUUAAGCAGUCAGGUUUUUCGAUGGGAUAACAAGAUUACUUCAAGAUCACUGAAGUAAUCUAGCUAAUGCUACUUCUUUUGAAUAUGUUCUGGUGACAUAUCCUCACUAAAGGUAACAGCCUAAGUUACAUAACUGGAAAGAUGAAUGCGGCUAUAGAUAUAUACAUGAUAGCUAGGCAGAUGGACAGGCAGGAGUUAAUUCAUUCCCUUGUGUUGUUAUCCUCUUCCCCGAAGUUGAUUGUCAUGGAUUUGCACAUUCUGUGCUGUUGUUACACAUUCCACAUGGAUCAACUCCAUCCACUCCAUUAUAUCUGUCAGCCAUUUUCACCGCUGCUCUCACCUCCUAUGUUUCUGUCAAUCUUUCCUUCCAAUGGCCCUAAUAAGGGGAAAAGGUGGUGGCAUGAGGGUAAUAUCACAAAACAUGUAUUGCUGUAAUGUUUAUGGGCAUGGUGGCUCAGUGGUUAACACUGCUGCAUCACAGUGCCAGGG